Molecule: messenger RNA, 4302 nt
Organism: Anisakis simplex (herring worm)
Lineage: Eukaryota; Metazoa; Nematoda; Chromadorea; Rhabditida; Anisakidae
Source: the annotation of a GenBank genome assembly
AUGAAAGAAUGGAUAUACGAGAGUAAUAUGCGUACGACCGAUAUUGAUAGGCAGGAGAUGUUGUUUCUUGUUGGCCUAUUCUUGGUGACAGUUGUGUCGGCAAGGCUCAGUCCGAGCGAUAGGCCUGUUUUAAUCAGACUUCAACCUCAACCACACCGACCGAAUUUCAUGAAGGACCUGACACCGCCAAAGACCUUCCAGUCCACUGCACAAAAGCCUUCGGUUCCAUCCAGACCAGACAUCACUCAAACUCCAACGGCUGCGCCACCAGGCGCUCAUCAGCCCGUUAUAGCGCAGACGACUUCAUCUGAACAAAAGUUUAUACCUCGUGAAAUUGUCACACCUCCUCCGCCACCACCAGUCAAUAUUCCAACCGAUGUGCAAAACCAACUUAUCAAAUUCUUCGGACUAGAUAGUUUUGGUAUUCCCGGACUCACUGGUAACCAUCCAAAUGGUUUCGCUGGUGCUAUACAGGAACUAAGAGCAGCUGGCUUUCCGGUACAAGGUUUGCCGUUCGAACACGCAACAGGCGGUGCUGCUCCUCAAGCGCCACAAUCGGAUGUCCUAACACAGGCCAAUCCAGCGUUUGGUAACCAGCUGAAUCAGUUGCUGAAUGAAGCGAGUGGACCAACUAAUUAUCAUGGGUCUGGCAACGUCCCUCUUCCUGAAUCGACACCUGGCGAGAACGGACUCAUUGGACUGCUCUCGAGUUCUAUCAAAAAGCUUGUUCAAGAUUCUGGCGUCGCCGAUGCUAUCUCACAAGGCCUCCCAACCGUACUCGGUACACGGGCAUCCUCCUCAUCGGAUAUUGCGACCGCACACUCGACAGAUUCAGUAUCCUCACAAGCUAUCUCUAAAGAGGAUAUUCCUCACUCAUCUGGCAUACGUCGUCAGCAAACUAUUGCACAAAAAGCACUUUCCGGUAUUGCUGCCGCACUCGGAGGUGGUGGUAAUGGACCCACACAUGCUGGCUUGCCUCGUAUUCCGGGCAUUCCUCUGCUACCCGGUGGCAUCCCAAGAAAUGCGCAAGGUCAAAUUGACGUUGUGCAGUUGAUCGGUUCAAUAACACGAAGAAUUUCGAAUGGAACAACAAUCGCUGAUGUACUUCCACCUGAGCAACUGCAAACUUUAGCAGACAACGUAACUGAUGCUCUUCUGCCAGCAACACCUGAGAAUUUUGAUUUGCACAAAUUUAUGGGUCGAUGGUUUGAAGGUAUCAACAGCCCACGUGCCACCGAACAACGAUGUGUUGUUCAUCAUUAUGGUGGUUUAACAAAGAACGCUAAAACGGCCACAUUCACCGCGUUGAAGAUUUAUCGCGAAGGAAGUGAGUUCGGACCGGUGCGAUAUUCAAUUGGUUAUGCAUUCCGAGGUGGUAACAAAGAUACAAUGCUACAACUUCAUAGUUCCGAGAGUGCCGAUGCUCAGCCAUUUUGGAUUUAUAAACUUGGUCCUGAGGGUAAAGACCCAUUCGGAAACACACAGUAUGAGUGGGCGAUUGUGUCGAAUUGGGUGAAAUAUCCAGUGACAGUGCUGGUUCGUGAUCCAGAUACAUUCAAAGCAAAAUAUGAAGUGGAAGUGUUACGAUGGCUGGAGGAUCAGGGCUUCAUCAAUGGCUUCAUUCGUGCCUUCAAUAUGCUGCAGCCAGCUGGAUACGGCUCGUGUCAAUAUGCUGAUAGUACAUUCGAAGUAUUUGGACCUAGGGCGGGGGUCAAUAACCGUCGAUUUGUGAACGAGUGUCGUUUGCGUUUUGCAAUCAGUGAAUCACAUCCAGUGAUGCAAGCCGCCACACUUCUGUUGCUCGCAGCUCCUCUUAUUUUCAACUAUGCUGUCGCCAUCGGCGAAAAUCCGCUUUCAUUCACCGCCAUUUUCCUCUCAGCAAUCCACACAGCAAGUGAUCUACAUCAAUUUUGCGAUAAUUCAUUUCAGAUGGAUAUAAACACUCUAACAGGUAUCAUCGGCGGACUUGGUAAUAUGAUUCAAAACAAUGUCCAAACUAUUAAAGUUCCAUCGAAAUUUAUCAUGGGAAGAUGGUUUCAGAUGUACAAAGCAGCCGUCAACUUUGAUGUAUUCAGAGCAGAGAUGUUCUGUCCAGUUGCAUACUUUCGACCAAACGCAGUGAUGGGAGAAGAUGGCUUCUCAAUUGAGGAGGCUUAUAGAGUGGUCUCGAAAAAUGGACCAAUUGAAACCUACAAAAGAGAUUUGAACAAAGUAGGACCCGGUCAAUAUUGGAUGUACACUGAGGAAUAUUUUUAUCCAAGACAGUUUUAUAUUGUCAAAGUUGGACCCAACUAUGAUAACGGCACAGAUGAAGAGCCUGAAAAACCAUACGAGUAUAUGAUAGUUACGGAUGCCACUCGAUUGGCCUUAAUGGUCUAUGCAAGAGAUCCAUUAACAUUCUUCCAAAAUUACAAUAAAGAAGUGGUUGAUUUCUUGGAAAAAGCUGGAUUUGGUGGUCGUAUUUUCUGGAAUUCCCCGCGGCCAAUCUACCAAGGACCAGACUGUGAAUGGCCAUCUGAAAAAGAAGUAUUUGCAAGAAGAGUUCUCAAAAAUCACGAAGAAGCCCAGAGAAGCAAAAACGAAGGCAACACAACAACGACAACGAAUGUGGGUGGUGAAAUCGCGCAAAUGCUCCAGAAUCCGCAUCUGGCACUGCAGAAACUUCUCCUUCAUCUGCUGCUGCUAUUGCAUAACUACUCAACAAUGUUCCUUUUUUUCAUUUCUAUCUCUUAUUGUUACUUUUCAUUAACUUAUGCACAACUUGAUGCAUUCGCCUUACCCGCUAUACCUCGGUAUGCAGCUAAACCCACCGUACCACCUGAAUACAAGUCAUUCUUCGAGCUUGAUGGACACGCUCGUGAACUAGUUGAAACCUUGAUUGGACCUCGCCCUGGAGGAUUUUUCCCCGAGAAAAGUUUCGAAAUUGCUCGUCCAAAUUCAGCAGCACCUACGGCAAAUGGCGGUGCCAUCGGAGAGGUAGAACGUACUCUAGAGCAGUUUUUCACAGCUCCUGAGGGUCCCUCCGACCAAAAAUUUGAAUUACCUCCUGGAUUCAACCAGGGAUUUUCUCUUGCCAACAGCAAUGGUCCUGCAACGUCGUUCUCACAUAGCAAGAAGCCUGAGUCAACGCCUAUCGAAGAAGAAGUGGAAGGAUCAGGAACAGAGGAAAAGAAUCAAUCUUCAAUUCGAGGCAUUCCCAACGUUUUUCCGGACCUCGCAAAACCACCAGUUGCUUUACAACAACCACGCGUCAAAUCGAUUGUCUCUGAUCAGCUACCUGAGGUGCCAAAGUUCCAGUCUCGGCCCGAAGUGCCUGAGGGUGGUUUUGGACCAUCAGAAGUGAGACGAGCACCGACGUCCGUUGGACAGACAGAAUCAGCAUCAGAAAGUGAUGAGUAUGGCGCUUUGACGGAUGAAAAUUCGUCGUCUGGUGGUGGUUUAAUUGGUACGAUAAUAAACUUAAUUGGACUAAGCGCAAAGAAGAGACAAAAUGCAGCUUCUGAAGCAGUGGCAUCUGCAAGUGGUCUUGGCAAAGCAGUUGGAGAUUUGAUUGGUGGUGAGAAUAGUCCGAUACCCGGGAAGAAUAUGAUUUCGAACGUUCUUUAUAAAGCACUAACGAGUGGAUCAAUUUUGGGUAACAACACUACUGAGAAUGGAACAAUACUGCCGCUUGUAUUGACCCCCGCACAGAAGGCUGCUAUAGGCGAAAACCUGGAAAUGAUUCAGAAUCUUAUCACUCAACCUUCAUCACCACUCUGUAAUCCUAAACCAGUACCAGUUGCUGAAUUCAACACCGAUGCAUUCAUGGGACAAUGGUAUCAGGUGGUCUAUAGUCCACCACUAUCAACCGGACCGUGUAGUAUGGUAUCAUAUAAAAAGCUUGCUGAUGUGAAUGAUGGUGGAGUGGGCACAAUAUUUGAAAUUUUCGAAUACACUACUGAUGGAACACCGUACACGAAACCACGAAUCAGUUCCGGCUAUGCGAUUUUAAAACAGGCUGGCGAACUUAUUUACCGAACAACCAGCUAUCAGGAGGAUGUGAAUGUGCAUGUGAUUCAUGUGGGACCGUUAGAUGCGAACGGUCAAUACAGUUUCGCAAUAAUGUCUACCAACUGCAAUUAUCCUCUCUACGUAUUCGCUCGUGAUCCCGUCGUUUACAAACAGCGAUACGAGGCGAUGGUCAAUCAAAUUCUUGAGCAAAAAGGUCUUGUCAAUGGAUUUUCACGGUUAUUAAAUAUUGUCUCAUCUGUCGACAAUACAAUAUGUACAUUCCCACCAUCGUUAUUCAGUAUCCACACUUAA